UCAUUAUUUCUCCCAUCUAUUUAUAUAACUGCUAUUUGUUAAACAUAGCAAAUUUGGUUAACUCCCCUUCUUCCUCUCCUCCUUUAAUUUCCUUUAUCCAUCUUCUUAUGGUUUAGGACGUUAUUGAUCUGAUUCCACUUUCCAUUUGCCUCAUCUUCAGAUUUUUUUUUUUCUUUCCUUUGUUUACAUUCUAGGGUUUUAACCUUAUUUUUCUUGUGUAAAUUCAGAUUUGUUUUCUUUUGUAGAAAUUAAUUUCCCCUUGAGAUUAAUCUUCUUUUUUUUAUUAGAUAAUAUAGAAAUUCUCUUCAAAUGGCACAACUCCCUCCUAAAAUCCCUAACAUGACACCACAUUGGCCUGAUUUUUCUUCCCAAAAGCUCUCCACAACCGCUUCAACCGCCGUACAAAACCCUUCAUGGGUAGACGAGUUCCUCGACUUUUCAGCCUGCCGCCGUGGAAACCACCGUCGUUCCAUAAGCGAUUCAAGCGCUUUCCUUGAAGCUCCAUUCGUCAGCAGAGGCCACACCAGCAUCGAAAACAACCACUUCGAUAGGUUCGACGAUGAGCAAUUCAUGUCCAUGUUCAAGGACUACGACGACUUACAUAACAACAAUAAUAAUCCUUCUCAUGACAACAACAACAACAACAAUGUGGGGCCCACUGGCUCUUCAUCUAAUACAUCAACCUUGUCUGAUCAUAACAGCUUUAACGGCGACAAAGAACCACCGUCCGAACAUAAUACGAAACAUAACGACGAGGUCCACAGCCAAUGCAAGACGGAGCCUGAAGACGGUGCGGCUUCUAAUAACAACUCAGGCGAUAGCUCCGUUAACAGAAUUAUCGAUCCCAAAAGGGUUAAGAGAAUAUUAGCCAAUCGGCAAUCAGCACAGAGAUCAAGGGUGAGGAAGCUGCAAUAUAUAACAGAGCUCGAACGUAGCGUUACUUCAUUACAGGCGGAAGUGUCAGUGUUAUCGCCAAGAGUUGCGUUCUUGGACCACCAGCGUUUGCUUCUCAACGUCGACAAUAGCGCUCUCAAGCAACGAAUCGCUGCUUUAGCCCAAGACAAAAUUUUCAAAGACGCACAUCAAGAAGCAAUGAAGAGAGAAAUAGAGAGACUUCAACAAGUGUAUCAACAACAAAGCCUCAAAAAAAUGGAGAAUGCAAAUCAUUCACCAGAGAUAGGAACCGGAGAUAAUGAGGCCGUCGACAUCGGGCUGUCUAUUGAAAAAGAAGAACUCCUCAAUGUAUGAUAAGUCAUUACAAUGCAACAUAUAUACUUUCACUUUUCUUUGCAAAAGGUUCUUGAUUCAAUAAUCGGUCAAGAAUUUUAGAAGAUGACUUUUUUAUUCUUAUCACCAUUUUUUAAAGUUGUGAUGAAUUCAGUUUGUUGUAUCUUAUCUUUUAUUUUAUGUCGUUUUUCUGUGGGGUUAAUGUAAAGAAAGUCAUCAAUUGUUGUUUGUACAAAGAAAUAGUUGAUUUGUUACGUUUUUAUUUGGAGUUUACAAGUAUUGUGUACUAAAGAUUCAUUCUGAAUAGUUUUUUCUCAUCA
Messenger RNA from Eruca vesicaria subsp. sativa (arugula), 1547 nucleotides. NCBI's taxonomy places the organism in Eukaryota, Viridiplantae, Streptophyta, Magnoliopsida, Brassicales, Brassicaceae. The record is from the annotation of a GenBank genome assembly.